Molecule: messenger RNA, 5500 nt
Organism: Colias croceus (clouded yellow)
Lineage: Eukaryota; Metazoa; Arthropoda; Insecta; Lepidoptera; Pieridae
Exons: 21
Coding region: 227-3655 (1142 amino acids)
Source: RefSeq, a predicted model, not a curated record
GCGCCGCGCAUAACGGGCUGACGUGUAACUGCGAGAGGACGUCUCGCACUCGCGUGUGUUGUGUAUUGUUGCGUGUGCAGUGUUCGAAUUUCAAAUUUCAAAUCGUUCUACCACAGACUACAGAUCGAAGUGCAGAUAUUGUGGAAUCAUUAUCAUUAAAAAACCUGGAAGCGAGGCCUUUGUGAUCCGACCGUAUAUUUUAAAAAGAUGAUCAGGUCGGGGUAGCAUGGGGCAGGCGGGCAGCCAGCCGGCGGAGGGCCGGCCGCGCCGCGUCCACACGCUGCCGAGCGAGCCGCUCCGACAUGCGCCUAAGGUGCUGCCAUCGCUAACCGAGUCACCGCGCCUGCGCAGCACGGACAACGGCGCGAUCCUGCACUCGGGCGGCACCAUCAGCGGCCGCCGACCUGCCUCCAUGACCGUGGACCGGACGCCGCAUGGACAUGUGCAUUCCAACAUAUACCGUUCGCGGUCAGCCGGGGGGGCGGAGUGUGAGUUCCGGUCUGAGAGGGAGAUGCUGCAUCGAUCUCACACUAACCUGGAUAUACGGAGGAGUGACUCCAGCCUAAACAAGCGGUUUGGCUCGGAGCCGGACCUCAGAGAGGAGGAGCAGAGGCCGAGGUGUAACAAUAAACACUUCCGCAAGAAGUACCGAGCGCCUCCACCACCUGCCAACGAUCAUUGCGAAGAAUCUUCGCCAGAUUGCGUGGAUGGUAACUCAAAACGUGAACCUCAGAAGAAAUUAAGACUAUUCCGUACAAGGAACGAGACUAAAAAACUGAAUCCCUUAAAACUAGAAACGAAACCCGCCUACAGAAGUACGUACACCGACUUCAAGUCACUUGACUUUACUGACACGUCUUUCGAGAGACGAUACAGAUCACCGUGUAAAGACAAGGACCACCUGAAAUACCCAGACAAUGUUGACAUGCUACAGACGACCACUUCUUUGAAGAGAGAAGAAAGACUGUUGCAAGGAAGACAAGAUUACAGGAACAAAAUAGAUCGAGUGAGUGGAUGCCGGGCUAAAACAUCAAAAACAAACGAAAACAGCGAAGCGUGGAAAACGCCACUUUUGAAUAGGAACUUCAGACAUUCCGAAAGAUUUAGCAAAACUGAAUUUCAAUUACCUUCUCUGAGAAGAGAAAAAACAUUUGAUAAUACGCUCGCAAUAAGAGAAAGUGAAUCUCCGAGAACUACGCAUGAAAGUAGACUGAAAGCUGCUGGAGACCACAUUACAGCAAACAAGCUGGAUAGCAAGUCGCCUUUGAGAAAAUCUCUUCCUUCAUUAUUGCACAGAAAUAAUGAAGAAAAAGAUGAAUUUCAAAUGGAACUCAAAAAGGCAACGAGUAGAAUAAGAAACGAGUUAGUUAGUAAAAGUAAUGUUAGUAACAAAACUAGUCAGAAUGAUAAAACGAAAGUGAACCCAACGAAAACACAAGUCAAAGAGUCUAGUCUUAACUCGAAAGAUUGGAAACCAAGUAAUGUUAGACGACCAUUGAGUCGGAUCAAUGAGAUUAAAGCUAAACCCGUUGAUGAUAAAAUGAAAUGUACUGAUGCGAAGAAAUUAAAAACAGAUAGUAAAGAAAACGUUAAAACUUUGCCUGACAGAGGACAAGCUUCCGGAAAGGAAUCUACUCCUGAACACUCACCGACGAGGAAAAAAGAGCCUCUUGGUAAACCACAAGAAAAACAAAAAGCACCAUCCAAGCAAUUCUACUUCGGCAUGAUAGAAAGCAAGCAAACAGAAACCCAGGAUCACCUAAAAGACUUUCCUGGUCUCGGCAGUCCGAUCAUCGAGGAGUUCAGCAAUUUCCACCUCAUCGAGAAGAAGUUACUGGGCUACCACGAGGAAGACGAGCUGGAUAAGUUCAACGAGAGAUUACAACAGACCUGUAAAAGAAACCUAUCCUCCGAGUCAGCGCUGUCCUCGUCGUCGGGCUCGUGCUCGGAGGGCUCGCUGGGCAUCGCGCUGCGGCUGCGGCCCACGCUGCCCAAGAAGCCGCCCGACGCGCCGCGCUUCUCGCCCGCCGCCGCCUGGCGACAGCUCGCCAGCUUGGACGCUCAUCUUGCUGAAACUCGACCACUAGCUGUUGAAGUGAAGAUGUCUGCAGAUAUAUCUGGCGACUCAUCACCCCGGUCCGAACAAUCCGCGGAUAAAUCCGGGGAUUCAGGAAUAUCUGGUGACCACGCACACAGUGAUCAUCGGAUAGAUUCGCCAUCUAGACAUCAUGUGGCACCAGAAGCCACAUGGACGCCGCAACAGGACCUGGGCGACAGCGGGUCGGAGGGCGGGGCGCCGCCAAGACUCGAAAAAGGCAAGCCAAUGCAGCAGGGCUUCAACAGCCUGCAGAAGUUUAGGAAAUCUGUCUCCGGGGCGUUGGGAGCAGCCCUUGGUUCUAGAAAGUUCGACUUGGAACAUGAGCCAAUGUUAAAUGAGCCAGAACAAAACUGGUUUUUGACGAAAAGCGCGCCAAAUUCGCUGAGUAAUCCGAUGUUGUUUCAACCACUGAGGGUUAAGAAUGAAGAGAUUAAGGAGGAGUCGGAGAUGUUAGAAAAGGAGGAGAGCGGUGCGUGGCGCGGGUCGGCGCGGUGCUGGGGCGCGCACGUGAUGUACCUGCCGCCCGCGCCCGACCAGCCGCGCUCGCUGCCCGCGCCGCGAGACCGACCCCUCAGGAGCAAAUCCAGCGGUUGCCUGGAGACAGCCGCGCGGGCCGCCCGGUCCGCGCGCGCGGCGCUGGCGGGCGAGAUGCGCGAGCGGGAGCGCUCCGCCUCGCCGGAGCUCGCGCGCGCCGUGCCAGCGAGGGUCGAGCCCGUCACUCGCACGAACCCGCAACCCCGCAGCAAGAGGUUCACAUUCCAGUCCACAGUCAGACAGCUGGAGAGGCGGCGACUCGCUGAGAAGCUGUCCAAGGAGGCCGACCUGAAGGAGCAGCAGAGGAAAACCGAGCUGGAAGCUAUGAGGAGGGUAGAAGAAGAGUUCCAACGCAAGCGAGCGAGGGAAAAGGCGAAUAUAAGACAGCAACUGCGGCUUGUCAGCAGUGGUGCUAACAGCAUGCCAACCUCAAACCAUCAAAAGUCUCGCGAUGAUCCCGACGGUUCCUGUCGCGAGUCUCCAGAGAGGAGCAGAGAUCGGAACAGGACGAGCAAUGGCUCUGAUAUCAGUGGUCGGAGUAAGAGUUCUACACCGGUCCUCAGCGUGGAGCUCUCGGAGUGGCGCACAAACGGCAGCCCGGCGCGGCGCGUGUACCGCGACUGGAGCGCGGCGCCGCUCGCGCAGCCGCACGCGCACGCGCACCCGCCCGCCUGCGCGCGCAUGCCGCUCACGCACCACCCGCACGCGCACGGUGUAGAAGGCUCGUUCAGCGGCAGCCCGCGCUCCGACAACUACCGCCUGGAGUUCGCGCUGGGCGGGCGCUCCCCGCACUCCCCGCACUCCCCGCACUCCCCCCGCUCCCCCCACUCCCCCCACUCGCCCCGCACCCCGCGCCCGCCCCGCCUACUCGCUACGAGAUCACCUUCGUCUUCGGGAUCGGAGAUAUCGUUGAGACAGCCUAUUAAGAUCAGUGAAACGACAAAGGAAGACGUUGAAGAACCAAUAAUUGUACCAACAUUGCGACCCACCAGACCAGCGCGGGCUAGUGUCGCUAUACGAUAAAGAAUAUUCGAGUGUGUUCUAGAACAUCUACGUACUGAAAAAUGUUUAAUAAAAGAUCAAAAUAAUAUCACUUAAAAAUAAAUAGUCAAGAAUAUUUUUUUUUCUUACUGGCCAGUACGCGUAGUAAGUAUUUUUGAGAAGUUUACAGGCUGUGUUGUCACAUGCACGUUUUUCGAUUCAAUAAGUUUCCGAAAAAACAACUUUACAAAUAUUAAAGGGUCCUUUAUUCUAAAUAAAAAGCUAACGAAAAUACCUACUAAUAACUAUGUUUGACGUUUCUAAUUUUGAUAGUUUGCUGUGCAGUUUGCGAAUUUUGGAGGGAAACUUUUUGUUGAAAAAAUUAAAAUAUCAAACGGCAACGAACGAUCUUAUUUCCCUUUUACAGUGAAGUUUUAUCUGUUUUUCAAGUUUCGUAUUGGUCAGUUAGUAUUUAUCUUUUACAACUUCUAAUACCAUUUUAUAUGAGAUAUAUAACCGCCAAAACUGGGUGCUAUUUUAAUAUCUGUUAGCGCGCAAUAGAACUAUUUAGUCUGUGUUCAAAUUAACGUUUUGUAAUUAUUUUCUUCUGUCUCUCAUUAUUAAUGAAAUAAGUUAGUUAUAACUUAAAUAUUUCGAGAGAUUAUAAUAUUAAGUACUUACUUACUUAAUCAUAAGUUAUUCUUAAAUUAAGAUGAUGUAUAAUUUUGAAGAUAGUUAAGUUUUCAUUACUGUAAUUGAUUCAUUUCAAUGCAAUCGCCGUCAAUUGAAGCAAAAAUACUGAAGCUUUAAACUAAUUAAUAAAUAACUAAUUCUUAAUUUACGGUGCUAAGUAAAUUAUUCGCUGUAAUCUUUUCUAUUAAAAAUUAGGUUGUAUAUUUUUAAAUAACUUAGAUACCAUUAUUUUUAAAUAUUAUACCCUAUUUCCAUUUAUACGAAUAAAGUAAAGAUACGUAACUUCAUUGGUGCUGAAAAGUGUUGCCAGUUUAAAAAAUAUUUCAACCAAUGUUUUCCUUAUGUGCCUUAUUUAUUACUUUAGCUUCACUGUUUAAAGCGCUACAAAUAAAAAUGCCUUCCAUUUGUGUAUAUUUACUCUGUUGCAGCGAUCCAAUUACAUUGCGACUGGCAACACCAUUAAAAGGUUCGUAACCCAUAAAUAGUAUUUCAUGUGGUAAUGUCCACGAAACCAGGUUAAUUGUAACCGGAACAAAUGUUAUUUUUAUUGAUUGUAAUGUAGCAAAAUGUUUUCUUUUCGUUUUUUGGCUAUUACAACUUUUCGUUUACUUAAGAUUUUUAUACUCCGUCCAAUCAUCUUUGUAACAUAAACUGUCUGUUUGAUGGGAGUUGAUAAAAAGAGCUUUCAAAUCUAUACUAUAAAAAUUAAUCACAAAAUGUGUUGGUAAGCGCAUAACUCGAGAACGGCUGAACCGAUUUCGAUAAUUCUUUUUUUAUUAUAUUCCUUGAAGUAUGAGGAUGGUUCUUAUGCAGAGAAAAUGUAAAUAUGUACCACGGGCGAAGCCGGGGCGGACCGCUAGUUAAAUAUAAACAAAGACGAGUCUGAAUACAAUAUUCAUAUACCUAGCGAGAUUUCUUCAUAAAACUGACAAAAAUUUUUGGCAUUUUUGCUUAUUUAUAAAUUACGACGGUUAAACUAUGUUUUUCUUAUCAAUUCUCAUUGAACAGAAUAAUAGGUGCAAUAAUAAAGAAUACAUUAAGACUGUUUAUGUUUAUACGAUAAACCAUAUGUACGCUCAACGGUUUAUAUACCUAAUGUACUUACGUUAAGAUAUAAGGUGUAUAUAAUAUAUGACGGUGAAUGUAUAUAGCUGUAUAAGUUUAUCAGAAAAUACAUAUAUUUACAACAAGUUA